Molecule: messenger RNA, 2950 nt
Organism: Frankliniella occidentalis (western flower thrips)
Lineage: Eukaryota; Metazoa; Arthropoda; Insecta; Thysanoptera; Thripidae
Exons: 5
Coding region: 70-2673 (867 amino acids)
Molecular function (GO): protein binding
Source: RefSeq, a predicted model, not a curated record
CCGCAACAACAACAGCACCAGCAACAGCAACUCCGUGGAAAACAAACGAAGUGUGGUUAUAGUCAGUCGAUGUGUGAUGUGAACGGUGUGACACCGGACAUGGCCGUGAAUGAAGUUGACAAUUUUCAGCAGCGUCUGAUCAUGGAGAAUACAAGAACCAUGACGAUGACGCCGGCCCCGGCGCAGCGGCAGACACAAGUCAUGAAAAGGAGGCUGUACUUGACCCUGGACAACGUCAAGGCUCAGAUGAACCUGUCCGCCGAGUCCCGGAUGAGCGACCUGUCCGCCCAGACGGCACCGCAGGUGCCUUGGCAGUGCGUGGCCCAGAUGCAGCACCCCGCCAUCAACCGCAGCUCCGCGGAGGUCCUGUCCAAGGCAUUAACCGAGGCGGCAGUCAGCGCCGCGGCCGCGGCAAGCCAGACCAUCGAGCAGGCCGUCAAGGAGGCAGCCGACGCCAUCCUGGCCCCCGAGACCUUCGGACUCGUCCAACAGGUCGUCCAGCAGACAGCCUCCAUGAGUCGCACUGAGGCCGUUGAAAACUUUGCAAAGAUGGUGGGUCCAAACGAGCGGCCCGCCGCCCCGCUGCAGGGCAACAUUGAGCUCGCCCUGGACAAAGUGCUGCUGGAGAGUUACCAGAGCGCCGUCUCGACCCUCAGUCACUACUUGCUGGUGCAGGCUGUCGAAUUGGCCCUGCAGAACUCGAUCCUGCCCAACAUGCAGGCCCGGGUGGUCAGUACCCUGAGCGACCACGUGCUGAACUUGAUGCAGAGCGAGGAGAUGAAACCCGCCAUCCCGCCCGUCACCCGGCAGCACACACAGAACGCAGCCAAGGCGGCGGCAGCGGAGACGGUGCAGAAGUGCAUGGCGCAAGCCGUCGCGCGGUCCGGCCCGCCGCUCCGCGUCCUCGCCGUGGGCCCCCCGGUCACCGCCGCCGCCGUGCAGCAGGUUCCGAAGCAGGCGGUGUACCCGCCGGCCCAGCAGCGCCCGCCGGCCUACAAGCAGAUUGCGUCGCAGGCACCCGCGCCCGCCCCCGCCUCGACUGGAGACUCGGCCGUCAGCGCCCACUGUGCCGCCCCGGCAUCCCCGGUCGCCCCCAGGCGCACCAGCAUCCUCUGCAAGACCCCCACCUCCAACCGGACCAAGACCGUCACCCAGAUCAGCCCCGGCGUGGCCCAGGUCAUCUACGGCAUCCCGCCGGGCAACCUCACCCCGGCGACCACCCCCGAGGACUCCGACGGACACGUGAAGGCGUCCUUGUUCCUGCCCAACGGGGAGACCGGCGCCUGGGAGACGCUCAGCCUGAGCUUGCCCGCGCCCCGAGGAGGUCCGGUGGUCAACGGCUCGGGGCCUCCUCCCGAAUCCCCUAAAAGGGUCAAGCAGCAGCACAAGCCAGCAGCGUCCACGGCCUCCAAGCCCGCGGCGACGAUCGCCGCCCUGCCCGACGAGGUCCUGUGCGAGGUGCUCCGCAACCUGGAGCCGCUGGUGCGGCUGACGACGUGCAAGCUGGUGUGCCGGCGCUGGCGCGAGGUGUGCUCGGGCGAGCUCAUGUGGGGCCGCGAGGUGCUGCGCUACGAGGCUCGGCAGAACGCCAAGUUCAGCCGCGUGCUCCGCCUCGCCCCGCAGCUCGCGAUGGUCGACUGCGAGAGGAUGUCGCGGAAGCAGGGGCGGCGCUCGGUGGCGCAGAGGCCUCCCCGCCACGUGACGGAGGCCCUGGUGGAGACCAGCUGCUGCGUCCGCGGCCUGCGCCUCUCCACGAUGGACCUCGACCCCGAGUACUGCCUCUCGGUGCUCGAGAAGCACUCGCCCCACCUCGAGGAGCUCGACCUCAUCGCCGACGCGGACGUGGUCGACGUGAGCACCCCCGACACACCCUGCAAGGUCCUCGACACGGUGGACCGCAUGCCGGCGCUCAAGAAGCUGCGCCUCAGCGGCUUCUUCCCCGUCGAGUUCAACUUCGGGCCGCGGCCGUUGGGCGCCCCGCCGCGCAUCCUGGAGGAGGUGGACCUGUCUGCCUACUACGCCCCGGGGUCGGGCACGGUCUGCAGCCUGCUGACGGCCUACCAGGCGACCCUGGUGCGCGUGGUGCUGCAGCAGGUGGGCGUGGCGGAGCUCAUCCACGCCUCGCUGUGCCCCAACCUGCUGGACCUGACGGUGCCGUGCGAGGUGCUGGCUCGCCACGCGCCCGCCUCGCUGCCCAGCGUGUUCCGCCUCACGCUCACGCGCCGGCCCGCCGUCCUCCCCGACUCUGCCAGCGCCGAGGCGCAGGCGGCCAUCAAGAUGGACCUGCACCGCUCCUUCAUGCUGCCCAUCCUCGGGGAGCUGGUGCUGGACGGCGUGUCGAGCCCGGCCUCCAUCCCCAAGAUGGUGCGAGCCACUUUCAAGGAUCUUCUGGAGCUCACCUUCCGGGCGACCAAUAUGAGCAGCACGGCCAUGCUGGGGCUGCUCAAGGACAUGCCCUCUCUGGAGAGGCUUGUCUUCGACAGGGAAUUCCACCUGUCGGACAAUGUGCUGACGUCAAUGACAGGCCUGGGGCUCAAACUGAAGAGCAUCCACAUCAUCAAGUCGCUCAGCUGUUCGAAAGGUGUGUGUUGCGGGCCAACCAAAAAGUUUUUGACGCACUGUUGGCCGAAGGCUGACGUGUAUGUGGACCUGAAAUGUGUGUGCCCGCAAUAAGCUCUGUUGUGGAACUUUCUUGCAUAUUGCAAUCUCUGUGAAGAGAACUUUGUGUAUGUGCCUGGAGAAAGAGAAUGUUUGUGAUUAUGUAUCAUAUUUCUUGAUAAUCCUGCUUGUCUUCCUGUUGAAUGCAUAGAACAGGCUGAAUCAAGCUCUUACAAUUCUUUGUAAACAUUUUUAUUUUUGACUCUGCUUUUAAUGUUGUACCGGAUCUGUACAUUGUUUUAUCUAAUAUUACAUGAUUCUUUCAAGUAUUUUUGUAAACAAGACAUUUUUG